AUGGAUGUUCCUCGCCCGGUGUCCCGGCGGGCAGCGGCGGCGGCGGCCACCAUGCUCCUGCGCACCGCCCGCGUGCCGCGCGAGUGCUGGUUCCUGCCCACCGCGCUGCUGUGUGCCUACGGCUUCUUCGCCAGCCUGCGGCCGUCGGAGCCCUUCCUGACGCCCUACCUGCUGGGGCCGAGCAAGAACCUGACCGAGCGGCAGGUCUUCAAUGAAAUUUAUCCAGUAUGGACUUACUCUUACCUGGUGCUGCUGUUUCCUGUGUUCCUCGCCACGGACUACCUCCGUUAUAAACCUGUUGUCCUGCUGCAGGGAUUCAGCCUUAUUGUUACAUGGUUCAUGCUGCUCUAUGCCCAGGGACUGCUGGCCAUUAAGUUCUUGGAAUUCUUCUAUGGCAUCGCCACGGCCACUGAAAUUGCCUAUUACUCUUACAUCUACAGUGUAGUAGACCUGGGCAUGUACCAGAAGGUCACAAGUUACUGUCGAAGCGCCACGUUAGUGGGCUUCACAGUGGGUUCUGUCCUAGGACAAAUCCUUGUCUCGGUGGCAGGCUGGUCCCUGUUCAGCUUGAAUGUCGUCUCUCUCACCUGUGUUUCUGUGGCUUUUGCUGUGGCCUGGUUUCUGCCUAUGCCACAGAAGAGCCUCUUCUUUCAUCACGUUCCUUCAUCCUGCCAGGGAAUGAAUGGCAUCAAGGUACAAAAUGGCAGCAUUGUUACUGACACAUCUGCUUCUAACCACCUUCCGGGGUGGGAGGACAUUGAGUCAAAAAUUCCUUUAAAUCUGGAGGAGCCUGCCACGGAGGAACCAGAUCCCAAGCCGGACCGCCUCCUUGUGUUGAAGGUACUGUGGAAUGACUUCCUGAUGUGCUACUCCUCCCGUCCCCUGCUCUGCUGGUCUGUGUGGUGGGCCCUCUCCACCUGUGGCUAUUUCCAAGUCAUCAACUACGCCCAGGGCCUGUGGGAGACCGUGAUGCCUUCUCGCCAUGCUGCUAUCUACAAUGGUGGGGUGGAGGCCAUUUCAACCUUAUUGGGUGCUAUCGCUGUGUUUGCAAUUGGUUACAUAAAAAUAUCCUGGUCAACGUGGGGAGAGAUUACAUUAUCCCUGUGCUCCCUCCUGAUUGCUGCUGCAGUGUAUGUCAUGGACACGGUGGUUAACAUCUGGGCGUGCUACACAUCCUAUGUCAUCUUCAGAAUCAUCUACAUGUUACUCAUCACAAUAGCAACGUUUCAGAUUGCUGCAAACCUCAGCAUGGAACGCUAUGCCCUGGUGUUUGGUGUCAACACCUUCAUUGCCCUGGCACUGCAGACCCUGCUCACUCUGAUUGUGGUGGAUGCCAGUGGCCUUGGCUUAGAUAUCACCACUCAAUUCCUGAUCUACGCCAGCUAUUUUGCACUCAUCGCUGUGGUUUUCCUGAUUGGUGGUGCAGUCAGUGUUGCGAAGAAAUGUAGAAAGCAGGAAGAUCCAGAGUCAAGUUCUCAAGUAACCACUUCAUAAGGCAUUGCUGAAGAGCUGCUUCUUACAGCAAAAUCUCAGCACAGCAACUGCCUGGAUGUAUUUAAUAUUUUUAAGGUUUAGACAAAUAUUUAUGAAUGUGCAUUUCAUGGCUUCAAAGCAGCUGCUCAACUAAUCCCUUGUAUUCUUGGGGUAUCGUGAUACUGUUGAGACAAGCCAGAAGUGAAGUUUCUUUCAUGGAGUAUUUAUGAGAGCUAAUUCAAGGAUGACUUUUAUCUGAUUCAAAAGCGAACUUGAUUUUGAAAACCAAGUAAUCAAGAGCAAUCAAGCAGCACAUAGUGUUGUAUACUUGAUCAGUGACCAAGUUUGAUUUUUGUAGAUCAUGCACAUCUAAAUCCACUUAGCCAGACUCUUGUCCUGGUGGGACCAGGGCUUCACAGAGGCCACAGGAUAUUGUAAUUUAUGAUAGAAAUACGUUCUGUCAGCACCUGCAUCAGUUGACCUUCAUUCUGAUUUCUGUGUUACUCAUGUGCAUUUGAGUUUCUACAGAUGAAUGUUGUUCCUGUGACUGGCAAUAUUUGCUCUGGUCUAAUGUCCUAUAAGGAGUAUGUGUCAUUUCUAAUUUUAAGUUAUUUUUAGAAAAUUCAUUGUAUGAAUGUUCUUGGUUCCCAUCUUUACCAUUAUGUAUUGUGUAAACUUUUCUUUAGAAGUACAUUUUUGCAUAAUUCUUAUGCUUCCCAGAGAAGCUCAUUUAGUAAGAAAAGAAGGCAAGUUUUAGAGCCUGCUUAUAUCUAAAUGAAGAGACCUAAUCAGAAAACUUAGGUUGGCUUGUCUAUAAUACUUCAGUGUGGAAGACUAUUAAUUCCAUGAUAAAAAUCAUACAUGGGCUAAAGAUACAACUAGCCCAUUUUGUAUUUGGAGUCCCUUUUAUUUCCGAAAUGAAAUGAAAAUGUCUUUUUCUUUAAAAUAACCGCAUUCCCAUUUAUAGCUUUUGUAUUAUUUUGAUUUUCUUGUUCAAGAUAAAGAUGUCAGUAGGAGUUGGAUUAUUCCAAGGCCUUUUUCAUAAACUGAGCCUCUUUCUAAUUAUUUCAGUGGGGUCUCUGAUUCCUGUAUUUUUGUACCUUAAAUCUGCCCUGUUUCUAAGGGUGGAUCAUCUUGAAUAUUUGCUUAAUUAAAAGUUGCUAGCAACUCCAUUUCCACAUUAACUUGAAAAAAAUACUGUUCUAUAUGCAUUUAAUCCUGCAAUCAGUAGGGAUUGCUAAUAUUUGUGAGACAUGAAAACUAUUUCAAAGCCAACUUUGUUGCCUUACUGUACAAAGCAUGUAGGUAGGUAGGUGCUUUUAACUGGGGUGUUAACUUUUUUAGAAUGACCCAGCUCAACAAUGGUAAUAAUAGUGUCAAGAUUGCAGAAUUGACAUACUCAUUUGGUUUAAGCGGGGAUCUUAGAAGCAAAACAGGUGAGAAUAAGAAUAUGUCAUUCCCAUUCACUUUCCUUAAUAGUUAAGGGAAAGGAAAGGAAUACUAGCUGAGGAAGGGAAGGAGAAGUAUGUCAUAAAAGUACCAACUUCUAAUUUUAUAUUGUCUCCUUUUUUGUUGCUUUCUUUUUGCUCCGUAAAAAACUGUCCACAAACAAUCAGAAAAAUCAUGUUUGAACCAGUGGGCCAGUUAUUAAAAGCUGUUUAAUUUUUCCUAGAAAACUCCACUACAGAAUGACUUUUUAGAAGAAAAAUUUCAACAAGCCCUGAAGUCUUUCUGUGAAGUGACCAGUUUUGAACUUUGAAGAUAAAUAAUUGCUGUAAAUUCCUUUUGAUUUUCUUUUUCCAAGUUCAUCGUCCUUGGUAAUUUCAUUCAUGGAAAAAAAUCUUAUAAUAACUACAACAAAAAGAGAAAAAUCAUGUUUGAGGGAUUUAAUUUUUUAAAAAAUAAAAUGGCCUAUGGUACAAUCAAAUUGUUCACAUUACCAAAGGAAUAUAUCCCUUGAAUUUAAUCCACAGUUUGUGGCACCCAGCCAGAGCCUUGACCUAUUUAAGAAAAGAGUAUGUUGCCAUCUUGGUGUAUGGCCAUAGAAUGCUGAAUCCAACAUGCUAGUUGUACUAUAUGCAGUUUUGAAAAGAAGUGAAAAUAAUUUAUUGUACUUUUUAUUCAAUUCUGUAUAGAUUAUAAAAUUAUUUUAUUAAAUAUUACACAGUAUAUUUUCCCUUUUAAUCAAAAUUAUUUUAAAUGUAUCUUGUGCUUCAGCAGGAGCUUUAUAUGUUUAAAUGUUUUCAUAAUUUUUCCUCAAAGUUCAUAUGAAACCUUCCCCUCAAAUAGCUUUUAACUUUUAGUCAUCCUAUUAAUUCUUCCAUUGCUUUUGACCUUACACUGGACUCCUUCUCCUUACUUCUGUUGUUACCUUUUUUUUCCCUAGCACCAUAUUCAGCCGUUGAUAUUUCUUGGUCUUCCAUCUUGGUACCUCUCAUACCUCUUCUCUGGAAACUGAAAAGACCACCACUCCCUUUAAUGCUAACUGAAUUUUUUAAAUAAAGACGAUUAAAGCAAGGGCUGAAAGUACUAGCUUGUUUUGAAACUCCAUACCCUCUUUAUUUUACCCCCAAAUACUCUUUUUUUUUUUUUUUAAUAAUUUUUUUUUUUUUUUUGUACCGGGGAUCGAACUCCGGUCCUUGUGCUUGUGCAGCAGGCGGCGAAACCACUGAACUAAAUCCCCGGCCUCCCAAAUACUCUUAUACCCAGUGAAGUAUCUUCUUGCCAUCAGUUGAGAAUCAUUUUACAUUAUGUCCCAGAAGCCAAAUCAAUCUUUUUGUCAUUAUAUUAAUGCUUUUUAUUAUUUUUAGUAGUAGUAGUAGUUUUUUAAUAUCUCAUUCCAAAACCUACUUAAGCAAGGCAUUUCAUUGGUUAUCACCAAAGACCUAGAAAAUUUUCAUGCAAAAACAAAAUUUCAACAUAGUUUUCUAUCCCUCUAGUUACAUUUCCUGUGUCUUAUCUACCUUUCAGAUUAUAAGCCUUCUGAGCAGGGACCAUAUCUUCUAUUUGUCAUUUGUUGCAAAACACAUUCUUGUGCUCUAUGAGUAUUGAAUUAUAUAAAUGGUAUUUGAUGGACUUAGCCAACCUGCCAAUGCAAUUGCUAAAUGCCCAUCAUUUUUUUUAAAGUACAUCAUCAUGAAACAUUAAAAUUUCUAUUAAUGAGA
Messenger RNA from Heterocephalus glaber (naked mole-rat), 4637 nucleotides. RefSeq names its product solute carrier family 19 member 2 (gene Slc19a2). Gene Ontology annotation, biological process: transmembrane transport; thiamine transport. NCBI's taxonomy places the organism in Eukaryota, Metazoa, Chordata, Mammalia, Rodentia, Bathyergidae. The record is from RefSeq and is a predicted model, not a curated record. Gene Ontology annotation, cellular component: plasma membrane. Gene Ontology annotation, molecular function: thiamine transmembrane transporter activity.